Diaporthe amygdali is the source of this 933-nucleotide messenger RNA. Its product is annotated as nadh-cytochrome b-5 reductase. Lineage: Eukaryota; Fungi; Ascomycota; Sordariomycetes; Diaporthales; Diaporthaceae. Gene Ontology annotation, molecular function: oxidoreductase activity. The record is from RefSeq and is a predicted model, not a curated record. The transcript is spliced from 4 exons. Gene Ontology annotation, cellular component: mitochondrion. Bases 1 to 933 code for a protein of 310 amino acids.
AUGGCAAAGCCAGACCACUCUGAAAGGACAGCGACCGAGCCUCGCGACCCGUCGCUGCACACGGUCAUUCUCAAGCAGAUCGAGGAGGUCAACCCCACCAUCCGCACCUUCCGCCUGGCCAUCCCACCGCCUGUGGGUAGCAUCAAGUUCCUCCCAGGGCAGUGGCUAGACGUCUUCGUGCCAGGCGUGAGCAAGCCAGGCGGCUUCACCAUCACCUCAGCGCCCUCAAGGGCCCAGAAGAAGCCGCCGCCCGCCAGCGCCCCAGCCGACGGUGACGGCGCCGCCCCGCCCGCCCAGCUGCCCUACCUCGAGCUCGCCGUGCAGAAGUCGCCCGACAACCCCGCGGCGCAGUACCUCUGGAGGCCCACGGAAGAGAUCCUGUCCUCUGAGCUGCGCGUCCGCGUCGGCGGCAGCUUCGUCUGGCCGCCUCCUGGGGUCCAGCCUAUGACGUUGCGCAAGGUCGUCUUCGUCGCCGGCGGCGUGGGCAUCAACCCGCUGAUGAGCAUUGUGAGCCACCUCGCCGAGCGCCCCGACCCGCGGCACACAGUUGAGUUCCUGUACUCAACGAAAGACCCGGGCGAGAACCGACGAGACGCCAAGAAGAUUCUGUUCCUGGACCGACUCUCUGGAAUUUUCAACGGCGACGGUCGUGUUAAAGGGAGCCUGGGGUUGUUCUUGACGCCUUCUAGCAGCGUUAGUGCCACCGGGGACCAAGAGAGUCAGGAGAACGUUGACGAUAACUUGGGCGUCCCGUUCAAGCAGCGCCGGAUCACUAUUGACGACGUCGCGGAGGCCAUUGGUGAUGACAAGAGGCUUGCUGUUGUCUAUGUCUGUGGGAUCCCGGCGAUGACUGACGAGUUUGUCGAGAAGUUGACUUCUCCGGAGGGACUGGGCCUAGAGCCUCAUCGGGUUCUUUACGAAAAAUGGUGGUAG